AUGAAACUCUAUCAGUCUAUAUUUGCUUGUAUAGCAUUAAUGACAAUCUUAGUAUUGGGCGGUAAAGUAAGACAUAAUCAAUCGAAUAUUCCUUAUAUUAUAUCUGAUAAUUUAGUUAAUUUUAAUGGUAAUUCAAUUGGUACUAAGAGUAAUCGAAUAUGGAACUUAUCAACUAGGAUAACAGAAGAUUCUAUACAACAAUUACUUUUCAAGCAUAAGAUUCCUGGAUUUGAUUAUGAGAAGUUUCUAUAUAACAAAGUUAAACAUACAAGGAUAGCUUUGGCAUUUUCAGGAGGAGGUUUUAGAUCUAUGUUAUUAGGUGCUGGAGUAUUACAAGCUUAUGAUAUUAGAAGUCCAAAUUCAUCUAAUAAUUUGGGCGGUUUAUUACAAGCCACUUCAUAUAUUGGCGGUAUAUCAGGAGGUUCUUGGUUGGUCAUGAGUAAUUUUAUUGGAGAUUUCCAGCCUAUUUUUCAAGUAAAGGAUGAUUCAAAACUGUGGGGUAUGAAUAAACAAUUACUCGAAGGUAUACCGAGCUUCAAUCCAAGCACUUUUCAGGAGAACAUUGUUUUAGAAGAAGAAAACAUAGACUCACCAGAAACUAUUCAACUUAAUGAUAAGAAAGUGGUAGAAGAAGAAGGUAAAGGAAGUGUCAUAAAUGGAAUCUUGGGAUUAUUUGGGAUUAAACCCGAUAUGACCAGCAAUCAAGCAACUAAACCUAACAAUUUAAACUUAAACAAGAAAGCAGGUAAUUCAACUAACGUAGAAACUUUCUUUAUUUCACUAGUGAAAUCAUUCUUUUCUAAAUCAAAUCAGACAGUAGAGAAACUGAAAGAGGAAAAAGGGACCUCUUUAAAGGAAAUGUUUUCAUAUUAUAAGGAGUUACAAAUUGAAGUUAGAGAUAAAAGGAAAGCUGGCUUUCACAUUUCUUUGACUGACUACUGGGGUAGAGCUCUUGCAAGAAGAAUAUUUCCACAAUCUGCUCGUACACCAGGUGCAACGAUUACAGCCGGCACGUUGCUACGGUCUUUUCGAAAUUGGGAACAACCUUUUCCGGUAAUAUGUUCAAUUGAGAGGAGUCCAUUAGGUACAGAAUCAAGUAAAGAUUCACAUUUAUUUGAAUUUACACCUUUUGAGUUUGGAUCUUGGGAUUCUUACUUGAAUGCUUUCAUACCCAUAAAGUAUCUUGGAUCAAGUCUAUUGAACGGAGUGUCCACUCAUAAAACUGAGAAUGAAAAUAUUUCUAUUUGUAUAUCUGGGUUUGAUAGUGUUUCUUUUGUAACAGGUACAAGUUCAUCUUUAUUCAAUCAUGUAUUUGUAUAUCUUUACAAAUUGUUAGUUGAUGUCAAACUGGACGCAACUAUCGCUUUAGAGUCAAUUCUAAAAGCAUUUGGAUUAAGUUCUGAGUAUCGUCGACUAAAAAACCCAAGAGUUCAUCCUGAUUAUGCAUUAUACUCUCCCAAUCCCUUUUAUGGUUUAACAGAUGUCCCAUUCAAUGGAGCAAGAAUAACUGAAAGUCCUGAUAUUUAUUUAGUUGAUGGUGGAGAUGAUGGUCAAAAUAUACCAUUUCAACCAUUUCUACAAAAAUCAAGAGAAAUUGACUUACUUUUAACUUAUGAUAUGACGGCAGAUCUUAACAAUUAUCCUAAUGGAACUACAAUUCAAGCUACAGUAGAUCGAUAUCAUAAUAAUAAGUCUCUGAUAUUACUACCAUAUUUUACUCUUCCACCUACAUUGUUUCUGUUUCCUUCGAAUACAACUACUUUUAAAGAUAAAAACUAUAAUUCUACUCAGAAUAAAAAAUCUGUAUUGCCAUAUUUCCCUACUCCUCAAGAAAUAGUGGAAGAUAAUUUAAACCAAAGACCCAUAUUCCUAGGAUGUGAUUUACAAACCGAUUAUCCAACCCUCCAAUUAAAUCAAAAUUUGUCAUUAAAUUCACCAGGUAUUGAAAAAAAUUACUACGAACAUUUCUUACCUCCAUUAAUUAUCCAUUUUUCAAAUGCCGAUUAUUCUUAUAAAUCUAAUACUUCAACAUUUCAAUUAAGUUAUACUAAUGAAGAAAUGCAUAAUAUGAUUGAAAAUGGUUCUAAUAUAGCUACAAACAUGAAUUCUUCAUAUUUUACUACAUGUAUGAAUUGUGCUAUACUAAAGAGAGAAUUUGACAGAAUACAACUAAAUAUCAAUCCAAAUUAUAUAGAUAGCAAUUUUGCAAUUCCACUGUUUUGCCUCACGUGCUUUCGGGAAUUCUGCUGGCACCGUUAA
Molecule: messenger RNA, 2259 nt
Organism: Scheffersomyces amazonensis
Lineage: Eukaryota; Fungi; Ascomycota; Pichiomycetes; Serinales; Debaryomycetaceae
Gene: SPO1
Product: putative carboxylic ester hydrolase
Exons: 2
Coding region: 1-2259 (752 amino acids)
Biological process (GO): glycerophospholipid catabolic process
Cellular component (GO): intracellular membrane-bounded organelle; cytosol; plasma membrane
Molecular function (GO): A2-type glycerophospholipase activity
Source: RefSeq, a predicted model, not a curated record